UCCACAUUUGUCAACACUGGUCAAAAUGAAUACACCGAAUUUCCAGGGCUUCUGCACACCCAAACGCCGGCCCGUGACGCCUGGCCGGCGCGACAACCCGCUGCCUGUCUUCAACAGCCCGGCUUCAGUACAAAUCGGGCGCAUGCUCACUACCCCGCAUGCAAGCAGCAUACGGCCACUCGAGUACGGAACGCCCAACCCGGUACUGGAGGACAUGGCAGCGACAGUGUCCAGUGCGGUGGCAACAACCAGCGAAGAGUACGAGGCGCCACGGGUCUGGUUCCAGCGCGACAAGGACCGCAAGCAGAAUGACGAGUUUACCAGACGCGUAGACGAAAUGGUGCAGGAGCUGAAGCGGCUGGUAAGAGAGCGCAAGGCCGAGCACGAGCGCCAGAGGGUGGACGCGGCAGAGCGCGAGGCCCGGAUGCAGGCGGACAUGCAGGCGUUGGAAAAGGAGGACAGCAAGAUCCUGAGCGCGCUGAAGACCGAGAUUAGUGCUGAGAACGAGCUGUCCAAGGCCAUCAGUGGCCUGCAGAUUAAGCAGCGGCAGGCAGGAGACAGGGUUGGCGAGCUGACGAAGCGCAAGGAAAGGCUGGAGGCUGAGAUCAGGCGCCGCCAGGACGCCAUUGACGAGAAAGCGCAGAUUAUUAGUGACCAGGUUGAUACGCUGACGGCAGUCUUCACGCAGAUCUCCAUGUCUGACCCGCAGCGCGAGUUCACCAUCACAGUCGACUUGUCACAGCGCGAGUACAAGGUCACAGAGUACAAGCCGGCUAUUGCCAAUGUGCAGACCCAUGUCGACUGGCUUAACGCAACCAGGGACUUCUUCGGCUUCUUGAAGCGCAUCCGCCACCAGUUCGCCGACCAUUACAACCAGACGCUCUAGCAGUGAUGUCACAUCCCACCCGCUAUGUAAAGCUUAUAUGGCGCCAGUUUGUCUUGGCAAAUAAUUUCUGUGGAUUGUCUCGCCUACUUCAGCUUCAUAAACACUAAAUAGUACGCAUGCACAAU
Linderina pennispora is the source of this 1011-nucleotide messenger RNA. RefSeq lists its product as uncharacterized. Gene Ontology annotation, biological process: chromosome segregation. The transcript is spliced from 2 exons. The coding region runs from base 26 to 886 and encodes 286 amino acids. The record is from RefSeq and is a predicted model, not a curated record. Lineage: Eukaryota; Fungi; Kickxellomycota; Kickxellomycetes; Kickxellales; Kickxellaceae. Gene Ontology annotation, cellular component: Ndc80 complex.